Nomascus leucogenys (northern white-cheeked gibbon) is the source of this 1748-nucleotide messenger RNA. Its product is annotated as translation initiation factor IF-2-like. The transcript is spliced from 9 exons. Bases 1 to 1155 code for a protein of 384 amino acids. Lineage: Eukaryota; Metazoa; Chordata; Mammalia; Primates; Hylobatidae. The record is from RefSeq and is a predicted model, not a curated record.
AUGGUGCCCGCCCGGCCGCCCGGCGUGGCGCUCGCCCGCUCGCUCGGCCCGGCUCUGGCGCGGGGCUCGCGGCAGGGCCUGGCGGCGCCGCCGCCCGCCCGCCCGCCCGCUCGGGCCAGGGCCGGGGCCGGGGGCUUGGGCCGCCCGGCUGCCGGCCGCGGCCUCUCCCUCCCCGAGCCGCGCUUACAUCCCCGCCGGGCGCCGGCCUCCCUGCGCCGCCAGCCAGUACAUGGUGUCCCCCGAGGGAGCCGAGGCCGGGGCGGCCGGACCGGGGGCCAGGAAGGGGGGGCGCCGCCGCCGCCGCGGCUGCCGGGAGCCCGACCCGAGCGCUCACCCUCCUCCUCUUCCUCCUCCUCCUCCUCUUCCUCCUCCCCUCUCCUUCCUCGCCGCUUCCCCAGGCACUCUCCCGGCGGCGGCAGCUGCGCCGCCAAAGCCCCGGGCCCCAGCGGCCCCCCACCCCUCACUCGCGCGCUCCCACACUGCCUCCCCCUCCCCGGGGGAAGGCCUUUUAAUUUAUUUAUUCUUCUGGGACUGGGGUGGGGGUCUUGGCUGGCGGGGGAGGGGGUCUCCCCGGGCUCUACCUCCCGCGGCCGGGACUACCCUCCGAGCCGCGACCGCCGCGGCGUGCGUCCCCCGGGCCUGCAAAACUGUUUCCAAACUGCCCGGAUCGGAGGCGGGCGCGCGGGGACCCGGGGAGAGGGCUGGGGUCUGGGGGGCCGAGGGUGUGUGUGGACGCUGGGAGGCCGGCGUCGACUCAGAGGAGUUGCAAUCGAGGUCCGGGAGUGGCGGCGGCCAAUCAGCGCGCGGCUUCCAUUUUACACGAAGGAGAGGCCAACAGAUGAGGGAAGCCAUUUUUCUGCAAUGGAAUUAAAUGGCCAAAGCAGUAAACAGUCCUCAGCGAAGCCGCCUUUUUGCCUACCCAACCCUGGAAAGUUUGCAGAAGUGGAAGGAGCAGAACGUGAGGGUGUAACUUACAAAAAGGUUCUGGGCCGGAGAAGGGGCGACGUUCGGGCACCCCCUGAAUGGACAAUCUUUCCUUCUGUCGACGGCAGGGGCAGGCCUAGUUUGACUCUGACAGCCCUGCCACUGAGGUAUCUUGGUGCUAAGUUAAGGGAGAGAGUUCUCCGUGGGCUAGGAUCUCGACAGUGCUGGUGACCUUGGGUGAGUGUCUCCCUGUAAAGUGAUAAGGAUGCCUGCUGGAAAGGGUGGUGGGAGGAUUAAGUGCAUUAAGAAGGCCCUCCUCCCAAGCUUUUAGUUGGCCUCCGUUGUGAUCUUGGUUAUUGCUGGGAGUGGCUGCAGGGGCUGGGGGCUGGGCUGCCUCAGAGCUCCCCCCACCACCAGCCCACCUGCUGAAGCACGUGUCCCUGCCUCAGGGCAAAGUGGAAUCUGGUGCUCCCUGGGAAGGCAGCCAGCGCGGUUCUCCUCUGGAGUGGUUGAGUGCAGCUGGAGGAAUUCCUGGUGACUGGAAGGGGAGUGACUCGGGUCCUCAAUCUUUUGCAGGUAAGGGAGCUGCCUCCUGGGCGGGCAUGCCCAGUUCCUCAGUAGGCCCAGCGUGGCCCAGCCUCCGAGGAAGCUCUGAGCAGCUGGCUUGGCUCUGAGUGCUGCCAAGCCCAGUGUGCCAGCCAGCGCUCAGCUUUCCAUAAAGGGUUCUCCUGUUUCCAACCUCCAUUGCACUGCUUCCCCCAAGACUGACCUCCUGGAAGGCUGGAGCACAACUGCCUCUCAAUAAACGUGUUGCAAAAAAGGAA